UAUAAUGCUUGUGGGACAUAAGCUAAAAGACUAAAAGUAGUUUGUUAAAGAUAAUGUGUACACAAAGAUGCUUUAGGAAAGUAGAUUGCUUUUUCUUUUGUUUCCACUAACCAAAUUUGGAAAUUAAAUGAUUGUCUUCGUCUUCAUCUUCAUCUUCGUUUGAGCUUUCGAAAGAUUCAAGCUACUAAUGGAGACCUCUUCCCCUCACUUCUCUCUCGCUCUUUUGCUUUUGACAUUAACCAGCGUUACACUGAUCACCUCCUCCUUCCCGUUUUCCAACUCAACUACUGAUCGAGACGCUCUCCUCGUCUUCAAAAACGCAAUCAAUUUGGAGUCCGAUUCCAUCCUGAUCAGCAAUUUGUCCGCUAACGCUUCCAUCUGCAGGUGGACUGGCGUCUCAUGCGGCCUCGCCCACCAAAGGGUCACGGCCCUCAAUUUCUCCGGCUCCCUCCUCCACAGAACCAUCCCUCCACAUCUUGAAAACUUAACGUUCCUUCAGUCUCUGGACAUGAGCUCCAACAGUAUCACAUGUCAAUACCCUCAGAGCUGUCCAAUAUCCAAAGGCUGCACACGUUGAACUUAGCGAGUAAUCAGCUCGUUGGUGGUCUACCGAGUGCCAACUUCACCAACAUGUCUGUGUUGGUAGAGAUCAACCUCAGGUAUAAUAGCCUAUCGGGUAGCUCCCAAGUGAUAUAUGCAGCAAUACUCUGAAACUCAAGAUGUUACUUCUGAGCGGAAAUAAAAUUGAUGGAAAAUACCCGAAGAGUAUAUGCAAGUGCGGAGAGAUGGAAGAUUUGCGAAUAUCCUCUAACCAACUCACUGGCAACAUACCAACUGAAAUCGGAAACUUGACGAAGCUUACUUUAUUAAGCAUGUAUUCUAACCAUUUGGAAGUUAUCAUCAUCUCUUCUUAUAUGAAUUAGUUAUCAUGUUUAGUUAUGUUUCUUGGAAUAUUCACUAACCUUUUGUUAUAAUGAUGCUAAUUGAGCAGGAGAAAUUCCUUCUUCUAUCUUCAACAUUUCUUCUCUGGAACGUGUGUACCUUGGUAACAACAUUCUUACUAGAUGUAUCCCCAUUUUCAACAGUUUAACCAGGCUUCAAAUAUUGUAUCUUGACAGCAACAACUUGAUGGGUGGCAUACCCAAAGAAAUUGGAUAUCUCACCUCCUUGCAGCAUCUAAAAUUUAAUAAAAACAAUUUGACAGGUAAAAUUAACAUGUUGACUAAAGGAGAAAAAUAUCAGUAAACUAUAAGGAGAGAAGAAAAACCACAAAGACCGUGUGGGCUAGCGUGCAAUGUGUGCGCCAGGACCAUCAUCUUUUCUUGAAUGAUUUUUAUUUAAAACAAUAACUCAUACUUCCUCCGGCCCAACUAAGUUAGGUCGUAUUCUUUUUUCGUGAUGUCUCAACUAAGUUGUCAUUUCCUUUUUUUUUGAGUUAUUUCCUUUUUUUCUGGUUUUUUUAAUACAGUAUUUUAUUAUCAAUUAAACAUGUUUGCACAUAAGUUUUGGUGUUUGAUUAUUAAUUAGAUUGUACUUUUAUCGACAUCUUAUAACCUUUUAAACCCAUUACUAACGUCUUCAAAUAUUGCCCAUGAAAAUAACAAGAUAUAACUGAAAACAAACCAACUCAAUUUCCACAUUCCUACUGUAGUCCCUUUUAGUUGAGUCGUUUUCGUUUUUUUUUAAUUAAAAACAAAACAUCUUACCACUAUUACUUUAUUCGAUCACCUACUUUACUCUCUCUUAUCUUUCCUACUCCAUCCGUCCAAUUAAGUUGAAUCGUAUCCCUUAUAGGGUUGUCCGAAUUAAGUUGAGUAAUUUCUUUUUUUUUUGUCCAAAAACAAAACAUCCAAUCACCCUUAAUUUACUUGAUCACCUACUACUCUCCUUUUAUCUUUACUACCUUAUUUCUCUCUCUUACUUUUCAACACAAUUUCUUAAUUUCCGUGUCCAAAAGUUUUGACUCGACUUAGUUGGGACGAAGGGAGUACUUUAUUUCUCUCUCCAAUUUUAUUUCUUUUCCAUUUGAUCCAUUUAACACAAUUUCUUAAUAUCUGUAUCUAAAAGUUUUGCCCCAACUUAGUUGGAACGGAGGGAGUACUACUAUUUUACUAGACUUCAUCACAUGCUCUUUUACUAAAAAAUGUUAUAUGCAAUUUAGGUAACAUACCAAAGCAAAUUAGGAACCUUACUGUGCUGAGAACGUUAUACAUUGAUUCCAACAAGUUGACAGGUAUGUAUAUUAGUAUCGAUACUAUAACGGUAUAGUGUGCCGAAAUUUGGCAUUACUGAAAUAUUUGGAACGAUAUCGGUAUGAUAUUUUCUUCAUACCGAUAUUUUUGAUACGGUUACGGUAUGGUACUUUUGGUACAUUUUAUACCAUACCGACCCACCCCUAUAUAUUACCAUGACAUGAUAUACAUUUAAAAAGAAAAUAUUAAAGCCUGCAAGUUCAUUAUAUGUUAAUGAAAUUUGUUACUGAAUAUGAAUUACUUGAUGAAAGGUGAACUACCGUAAGAGCUUGGUAAUCUUAAAAACAUCACACUUAUUCAAGCAUACAUGAAUGCUUUGAUUGGUUCAAUCCCAUAUUCCACAUUUAAUCUCUCAACAUUGGAGGUAUUAUCUCUUCAAUUCAAUCAACUAUCCGGCAGUCUUCCUCCAAACAUAGGCCUCUCACUUGUCAAUCUCCAAGAGCUACAUUUAUCUUCCAAUGGAUUCACCGGAGAAAUCCCAGCCACUAUCAGCAAUGCUUCCAUGCUUACUUGGUUGCAGUUGAAUCAAAACUCAUUCACUGGCUCCAUUCCCCACUUUGAUAACUUAAGGUCCCUCAAAGCCCUUCGACUUUGGGAAAAUAAUCUGACGGGAGCUGACUCUGCGGUUCAAGAACUCACAUUUCUCUAUUCACUAACUAACUGCCCAAAUUUCAAGUACUUAGAGUUAUCAGAUCAUCCGCGGAUGAAUGGUGUCCUGCCUUCAGUUGGGAGUUAUUCCUUCUGCUUUUGGAAAUUUGAGCAAUUUACAAACUUUGGAUUUAUCUACGAAUAAUCUCACAGGAUUCAUCCCGGCAACAAUGGGGAAGUUGAAGCAACUGGGGAAGUUAAACCUCUACAAUAACCGGCUGGGCGGAUAUAUCCCUCGUGAUCUUUGUCUAAUGAGUAAAUUGUCGAACUUGGUCUUGCAUGCCAAAAUGCUUGUAGGCCCGAUACCAGAAUGUUUGGGGGAAGUUAAAUCUCUAAGAAUGGUCACAAUGAACUCGAACAAGCUGAGUUCCACUCUCCCUUCGGAAAUCUUUGGUCUUGCAGACCUCAUAUUUUUGGACUUGUCUUCGAACAAUAUGAGUGGUCAACUUCAGUAUAUUGGAAGGUUGAAGGCUAUUAACGUGUUAGACUUAUCCUCUAACAAGUUUUCAGGUUCUAUUCCUGAAUCAAUUGGCGGAUGUGAGUCUGAUACGAGAUAUCUCUAUGAAUAUUCUGUUAAGGGUGCACUCCCUUAACAAGAUUCCGGCGACGACGUCUACUAUCUCACACGUAUGAUAAGCAAUGUUGGAACCAGCCGCCGCAGCCCGUUCACCCACGACGUACAACCUGCUGGGACCUUCCUGACUGCGGCAAUCUGUCUUAUGGAUAUCAACAAACGCCAACUUAUGCUCCAGAACCCUACCCAUACGCGUACAAUCCACCAAGGCAGCAGGGAUACCCGGGUUAUGAUCAACCUCCACCACGGCUGCCUACCAGCUGGGACCCGCCGGGACCGUCCUGUUGGUACCCGCCAACACCGGCCUUUGAGCAGCCGUCCUACACCUACAUCGAUUCAUACGCGCCACUGCAAAUUCCCUACACCGGAGACCACCGAGAGCAGCCUGACUCCCAGCCCCCGCGGCUGCCAUAUACAGACUCAGAAUCACUUGUGCAGCCUAUAAAUUGCUCCUCGGGAUAUUAUCCGUGGCAGCUGGAGAAUUCCCCAUCACGUCAGCUCCCCCUCCCUGACCUUCCGCUGCAUUUACCAUCACCGCCACUGCCGAGUCACUGUCGCUCAGCUGCGCUGCUGCCUACUCUUGCCCCACCGCCACCACCACUGCAGCACAACUUCCACACUCAGCCGCCACCGUCACACGACUACCACCAGCCUCCAAAACUUUCCUCCCAGCAGCCACUGCUAACAGCAGCCCUACCCCGCCAAAAUUACUCGCAGGUGCCUCAUCCAAAAACCUACCAGCCGCUGCCGCCGCCGUUGAUUCUUGAUUGUGAUCGAGUUAAGGAAGGCUUUGCUGAUUCUACCAAAAAUAUUCUCGAUUCUUUAGCUGGUUUUGGUAGAGUUGAAACAGUUGAGAAGAUGGAGAAAUCCAGUCCGGAUUCCGCAUGCAAAGAGAAACCGGUGCAAGGUUGCAUAGAGGUUGAGUGCUCCCGACAAUUGAAUGCUUCUCGAAUCAAGAUUCUCCAAUCACAGAUUGAUUUGGGUGAUUCCAUUGUGGACAACGCAUCGCUGGAAUUAUUGGGUGAUGUUGCAGGAAUGAAUCAUCGACCAACAUUGCUCGACGGUGAUGCACGGUUGAUCCCGCCACACAAUGACAAACUAUAUUUGAGUGUUCUUGGACGGGUUGACAACCUAUCCAUUUUAGCGCUGAAUUUUGAUAAUCACAUUGGUCCUCCUUUGAUGAUUUUUGAUAGGGAUGAGGAAGGGAGACGCUUCCCUAUUCGGUGUGCGUUUGAUCCAGGAGGGAAUAGCUCCCCAAAGCUUUUGUUCGUGAUGCUCUUCAUUGUGUCGUGGUUCCCACCUUGAGGACAAGGUGGAUUUUAACCGCGGGGGAGUUGAUACGAGAUAUCUCUAUGAAUAUUCCCUCUACCCUAUUAUUUAGUUAAUUAGUGAUUUGCCAUAUCUUUCCAUAUAUUUUUAGUAUCUUUAUUUCUUAUUCCCUAAGUCAGAGUAGUCUUAUAAAUAGGAGAUAUUGUAUUCUUCUAUUCCAUUCAAGAAAUAUCAAUUUAUCUUUUAUCGUCACUUUAUCUUUUAUCGUCUUCUUUAUUUUCUCGCAACCCUAGUUUGGAGCUGAUCCCGGGGAAAGCCCGAGACGUCCACUUUUAUCCCUCCAUCGUCGGUCUCUCGUCGUCGUCGGAAUCUUGUUAAGGGAACUUAUCCCUUAACAUAUUCCCUCUACCCUAUUAUUUAGUUAAUUAGUGAUUUGCCAUAUCUUUCCAUAUAUUUUUAGUAUCUUUAUUUCUUAUUCCCUAAGUCAGAGUAGUCUUAUAAAUAGGAGAUAUUGUAGUCUUCUAUUCCAUUCGAGAAAUAUCAAUUUAUCUUUUAUCGUCACUUUAUCUUUUAUCGUCUUCUUUAUUUUCUCGCAACCCUAGUUUGGAGCUGAUCCCGGGGAAUGCCCGAGACGUCCACUUUUAUCCCUCCGUCGUCGGUCUCUCGUCGUCGUCGGAAUCUUGUUAAGGGAACUUAUCCCUUAACAAUUGGUGCUUUCAUUGUUGAACUCACCAUGUCUGAUUUUCACGUCGGAGUUGGGCGCACAGACUCGCUGCCCUCAAUUUCAGAUCCGGCGUCCUCCCUCGAUCCGAUUAAGGUGAUGAUCGAGCAUAUUCUGGCGCGUAUGGCUCGGCUACAGACUCGCAUGGACGAGUAUGAUCGCCGCCAAUCCUCACGCCAUACGCUGCAACCGGAUCCGGAGCCACCGCACAGCCGCGGACACUCACGCCCGCUGGAGGGUCCCUUGCUGUUCACACAGCCGUUUGCGGCUGUAUCAGUCACUACGCCUCCACCACCAGCCCCGAUCUCCCUGCCGCGCAGCCCAGAUUUCAGAGAUCAAGUUGGAGCGGAAGAAGUCUUGCUAGAUGUAGAAGAGAAGGAUGGAUUUCUCCAAGCUUUUGAGGUAGCUAAUUUCAAGUAUGUUGAGGAAGCAGAAAAGGUAGUCGAUGAGGAAGUACCGGCUCCACCAUCAGAAGGGCUUGGGUGUUCAUCACUUGCCUUUGUGCUGGCUGAAGAAAUUGGUCCGGUGCAUAUUGAGAAGUACUCUCAACUUGCUUCGCCUAUUGUUCCACCGCCACCACCGCAGCACUCACACUCUUGCUGGAGCUCGACGAGCCCGACGAGCCAUUGCUGCUCAGCCGCACCACUGCCCGCUGCCGCCGCUGCUCCGUCCUUGACUCUGCCCCCGCCAGCUCCUCCGUGCAGCCCCAAUAUAUUUGGAGUUGAAGAGGCUUUGUUAGACGAUGAAGAGAAGGUUCGAUAUUUUGCUAUUUUGGUGUUUGCUCGAGUGAGAGGAGAGAAGUGCAGUAGUCGUGACCAAGUUGAGCGGAAUGAGUUGUUGAGAGCUCAUUGUUUCACAUUUGGGAUAUUGGAAGAAUUGGUUAAUCAUUCAUCUCCAAUAGGGGGAGUUGGAUUUUCAAAGGAAGACAUCUCUUUCUGUUCCACAUUGAAUCUGAUUCAAAGUGAGAAAAUGGUAAUGGUCACCAAUGGUGUUGCAUUUAUUCCAAGACGACACUCCUGCCCAUUUGAUCCCGGAGGAGAUAUAAUCUCACCUAGCUUAUGUUUUUAGCUACUCUCUUCUUUGUUUCGUGGUUCCACCUUGAGGACAAGGUGGAUUUUAACCGUGUGGGAGUUGAUACGAGAAUAUCUCUACGAAUAUCCAUAUAUCUCUAUUAUUUCAUAUAUUAUUGAUUUAGCAUAUCUUUUCCAUAU
Molecule: messenger RNA, 6675 nt
Organism: Salvia splendens (bonfire salvia)
Lineage: Eukaryota; Viridiplantae; Streptophyta; Magnoliopsida; Lamiales; Lamiaceae
Product: LRR receptor-like serine/threonine-protein kinase RGI5
Exons: 2
Coding region: 5366-6532 (388 amino acids)
Molecular function (GO): protein binding
Source: RefSeq, a predicted model, not a curated record